AUGCGUCCCGCCUACAUUAGCCAGGGAGUCAGCUGCUCUGAGCAAACGUCUGUCUUUAAUUUGUACUGUUUGCUCUGCGCAGAUGAUGUUUUGACGAAAGACGAACAGAUAGGCCUGUUGUUCAGAGCCAAACGGAACUGUGAGGGGAACAUCAAGUCAAAGCACAAGAUUCCUGAUGGUUUCUGCUCACCAGAAUGGGAUGGCAUUGUUUGUUGGCCUGAAGGGUCUCCGGGAAAGCUUGUAUCCACUGCCUGUCCAGAGUAUAUCCAUGACUUCAACCAUAAAGGACUAGCAUACCGUAGGUGUGACAACAAUGGAACAUGGGAGCUGGUUACAGCCAACAAGACUUGGGCCAAUUAUAAUGAAUGUGCAAAAUUCCUCUACCAUUACAACCACAGCCAUGAAAAGGAUGUCUUUCACCGCCUGUAUCUCAUCUACACAGUCGGGUACUCAAUCUCUCUGGGAUCCCUCAUGGUGGCUGUCGUCAUCUUGGGAUAUUUCCGACGAUUGCACUGCACCAGGAACUACAUCCACAUGCACCUAUUUGUGUCGUACAUGCUAAGAGCCAUCAGUAUUUUUGUGAAGGAUGUUGUGCUCUACUCCGGAUCGGCCUUAGAGAACAUGGAAAGAGUCACAGUGGAAGACCUCAAGUCCAUCACUGAGGCUCCGCCAUCCAACAAAACACAAUUCAUUGGCUGCAAGGUGGUCGUGACCUUGUUCUUGUACUUUCUGGCGACAAACUACUACUGGAUCCUGGUGGAGGGUCUGUACCUUCACAGCCUCAUCUUCAUGACCUUCUUCUCAGACAGAAAGUAUCUGUGGGGAUUUACUCUGAUUGGAUGGGGAGUGCCAGCUAUGGUUGUGACAGUUUGGGCAACUAUGAGAGCCACGUUUGCAGACACAGAGUGUUGGGACUUAAGUGCAGGCAAUUUGAAAUGGAUUUAUCAAGUGCCUAUCCUAGCGGCUAUAGUGGUUAACUUUAUGUUAUUUCUGAACAUCAUCAGAGUCUUGGCGACUAAACUGCGAGAAACAAAUGCCGGGAGGUGUGACACGAGACAGCAGUACAGAAAACUGUUGAAGUCCACGUUGGUGCUAAUGCCGCUCUUUGGGGUCCACUACAUCAUAUUCCAUGCCAUGCCCUAUACAGAGGUGUCUGGAGUUCCCUGGCUGAUACAGAUGCACUAUGAGAUGCUGUUCAACUCCUUCCAGGGAUUCUUGGUUGCAAUUAUAUACUGCUUUUGCAAUGGGGAGGUGCAAGCUGAGAUCAAAAAGUCCUGGAGCAGGAGAACUCUGGCCCUUGACUUCAAAAGAAAAGCUCGGAGCGGCAGCAACACUUACAGCUAUGGACCAAUGGUAUCACACACCAGUGUUACCAACGUUACAGCGAGGGGACCACUGGCCCUCCACCUAACCACGAGGCUGGGGCCGGUACCUGUAAACGGCCACAGGAACCUCCCCGGUUACGUGAAGAACGGCUCCGUCUCCGAGAACUCAAUGCCCUCAUCAGGACAGGAGCUUCACAUUCCUGAUGAGGAGCAUUCGGCUCAUACACGGCCCUGCGAGAACGAGAAACCCUCACCUGUGGUGGAGGAGGAGAGGGAGACAGUCAUGUGA
Anoplopoma fimbria (sablefish) is the source of this 1614-nucleotide messenger RNA. RefSeq names its product parathyroid hormone 1 receptor (gene pth1r). Gene Ontology annotation, biological process: adenylate cyclase-activating G protein-coupled receptor signaling pathway; intracellular calcium ion homeostasis; cell surface receptor signaling pathway. Bases 1 to 1614 code for a protein of 537 amino acids. The transcript is spliced from 14 exons. Gene Ontology annotation, cellular component: plasma membrane. Lineage: Eukaryota; Metazoa; Chordata; Actinopteri; Perciformes; Anoplopomatidae. Gene Ontology annotation, molecular function: G protein-coupled peptide receptor activity; peptide hormone binding; parathyroid hormone receptor activity. The record is from RefSeq and is a predicted model, not a curated record.